Molecule: messenger RNA, 168 nt
Organism: Verticillium dahliae VdLs.17
Lineage: Eukaryota; Fungi; Ascomycota; Sordariomycetes; Glomerellales; Plectosphaerellaceae
Exons: 1
Coding region: 1-168 (55 amino acids)
Source: RefSeq, a predicted model, not a curated record
AUGUUCGAGCACUCUGAGCAGAAGCGGAACGUGAUCUGCUCGACAGGCUUGCCGCGCGUGUCCUCGUCAGUGGCGGACUUCGGAGACGACAUGACGAUAACAAGGACGAGGGGCGAUCGGUCUAUCGGUGAGAUUCGGAGCAGAGGUCUAUAUUGGGAUGUCGGGUGA